AUGAGUUUCAUUGCCCUGUCCCUGCUGGUGGGUCUCUCAGGUGUCUGGUCGCAGAUCCAGUUGAUCCAGUCCGGAGCGGAGGUUAAAAGAGCAGGAGACUCUGCAAAACUCUCCUGCAAAGUGUCCGGCUACACGUACACUGACCAGGGCAUGCACUGGGCCCGGAGGGCUCCGGGGAAAGGCCUGGAAUGGGUAUCUUCAAUUACACACGGGGCUGGGGACACCCAGUACUACGCAGACUCGGUCAAAGGGCGAUUCACCAUCUCCAGAGACAACUCUCAGAACCUGCUGUUCUUGCGCAUGGCCGGGCUGAGGCCUGAGGACACCGCUGUGUAUUACUGUAUCUCCCUUCCUUACUGUAUCGUCCUGGGCAUCUUUCCUUUGCCCAAGUCCCUGAUUGUGCAAAUAGAAGUCAACAGAGCUCCAGAAUUUGGAGCAUCUGGAAGGAUCGGGAUAAAGGCCCUGAUUCAGAAAGGCACUGAAGGGUCCUUGUCCACGAGGAUAAAAGCCCUAUGGAAGGAGACCCAAAUGGGGCUGGAGAACCGCACCCAGGUGACUCAUUUCAUCCUCUUAGGGAUCCCCUACACUGAGGGCUUCGAGACCAUCCUCUUCUUCACCUUCUUAGCCUUCUACCUCUGCACCCUGCUGGGCAACCUGCUCAUCUUCUCAGCCGUCCUCGUUGACCCCCGCCUGCACACCCCCAUGUACUUCUUCCUCUGCAACCUCGCCGUGCUGGACAUGGGCAUCUCUUCCCUCAGCGUCCCCAAAUUGCUGGCCAGCCUCUGGUUCCAGGAUAAGGUCAUCUCGCUGGGCGGGUGCAUGGCCCAGGUCUUCACUGCUCACUUCCUGGGUAGCACGGAGUGCCUGCUGUACACCGUCAUGGCCUUUGACCGGUACGUGGCCAUCUGCCACCCGCUGCGCUACCUGCUCAUCAUGAACCGCCGGGUGUGCGCCCUCCUGGCUGCCAGCAACUGGAUCGCCAGCUCCUUCCACGCCACCAUCGUCACCAGCCUGACCUUCACGCUGCCCUACUGCGGGUCCAACGUGGUGGACUAUUACUUCUGUGACAUCUUCACUGUGGCCAACCUGGCCUGUGGGGACAAGUACAUCUUGGAGACCGUGGUCUUCACCAACACUGGGGUGGUGCCCAUGAGCUGCUUCGUCCUCAUCCUCGCCUCCUACGUCAGGAUCGUCUUCUGCAUCCUGAAGAUGAACGCGGGUGAAGGGCGGCGCAAAGCGACCUCCACUUGCGCCUCCCAUCUGGUGGUGGUGACCAUGUUCUUCGGGCCCUGCGCUUUGAUCUACACUCAGCCACAGCUGAGCAAAGUGCUGGUGACCCCUGUGAACAUUUUUGGCAACUUGAUCACGCCCAUGGUGAACCCGGCCAUCUACACGCUGCGCAACAAGGAGGUGAAAGCGGCUCUGAGAAAACUGAGAGGGGGUCAGAUGCCUGCACGUUGA
This is a messenger RNA of Pelodiscus sinensis (Chinese soft-shelled turtle), 1461 nucleotides long. Lineage: Eukaryota; Metazoa; Chordata; Testudines; Trionychidae. The record is from RefSeq and is a predicted model, not a curated record.